CUCUUGUUGAAUAUGUACGAUGCUCGCAACGCUAGUCGAUAUUUGCGGGUGACCUCGUGCAGAAAAGUCUUGAUCGUUGAUCCCCACGACGAGAUUAUUCCAGAUUUAGCUAGUUUACGGUCUGGAGCUGCGCUCGGUUUACUUUUCGGAGAUCCAGAAGGUGCCUCCUUCAAGACACUAGCAGGAGGAACGAGGAGUGGUGGAGCUAUUUCUGGUGGUAGUGGUAAUACUAUCGGGUCGUCACAUAUUAGUGGAAGAGGAGGCGUCGAAGUAGUAAACAGCAUAUCGAAGAAGACACUGCAGAUGAUGAACAACUCCGAAGAUUCUAACUACGACAUCAAGGGACGAGGAGGAGGUGGGAGUCGAGAGUUUGACGUAGUGUCAACGGCAACCGGAGGGUCUGCCACUAUUGAUUCUAGUAGUCUAGUCGCUGACGAGUCUGACGUUGCCAGUGUCGCUAGUAGUUCGGCGCCUCUAGUACAUAACACCACCUCCAGUACAACAAGUACCUCCGGAGUAGAACAACUAGACUCUUCAUCUUCACCAAUCGAUGUCGACGAUUUUGAGGGUGAAGCUGAGUUUCAACGAAAUGCAAAGACAUUCGUGUCGGAUUACCAUUGGCUAUUCAGGUUGGUGGACCUGAUCUACCAGGACGACGAUGAGUACAAGGCUAAGGCUACUUUGUCAAAUCACUAUCUCCAAUGGGUACCCCUCAGAAGUCAAGAGGAAAUUAAAGGGAACGGAGGAGGCACUUCACUCAAACAGGGAUAGUGAUUUGCAUAGCUCUAACAAAGCCCCUCCUCGAGAUGGAGGUGGACACCAGUCGAUGACUUCUGCAACCGUUUUCGGGGGACGCAGGUUAGAACCUUUCGCAGGAGACAGUGGAGCAAAUGCAGAAAACACUACUGGCGCUUCUGGAGCGGCGUCGUGGUCGGAAUUGGCUACGGAACUCGCUUUCGGGGAAACUGAUGUCGCGUGGCUUGAGAAGCACAAAGGUUUCGUGCGUCGCCUCUUUGUAUCGUCUGCGCUCCUACCGCAGGUUCGCAGCACGCUGGACUUGCUGUCAAGAGAGUUCAACAUUGGAGGGAGCAGUAUCAAUGACGUUCUUUCUCUAGCGGACUAUGGGAAGUACGUGGAUUACGAGCAAAACCUCCGACAGUUCCUUGCGAACAUGGUGUGUUGGGGACCACUGCCGCAGACUGAUGGCUUCCUCUCGCAAUUGUUAUGGCAGAACUUUCACUCUUACUCUUUUCAUCCGCUUAGAGCUGUUUUCCUCCUGCGAGGGUACACGCGUGGACACCGACUGCGGGAGGGGGAACCGAACAACAAGACACAGCACAGGGAGGCGCGUGCGGUGGCGACGGGUCGGGCGGUGAUUCUUCUUGGGCAGACGCUGAAGAGGAAUGGCCAGAAAUCGAGGACCCUGGGCGGGCUCCGAGGGUGAUGCAGAGGCAGGGCCUGAUGGCAUGGAACCCAGCCGAUGAGUAUCGGAAACACUUUGAGACGUGCCCAAUGAAGGAGCUCGCAAAGGAGUGGAUCGCCCUGGUUGCCCAAAAGCAAGCCCAGGAGGGUGCCGAAAAAAAGGACAGCAAGGCCCCCCAGCAUGAAGACAAGGAGAAGGAGCAGCCAGCCCAGGAGGAAGACACGCGCUUAGCUCAAUUUGGUGAAAAGUGAGAGGGCCAAGGGGUCGCGACUUGGCUGCGCCCUUGCUUCGUUCGCGCUGGUCACCACCUCAAGAGCGAGGGCGAGCGCAGUCUUAAAGAGGGCCGAUGGGCAGCCCGACAGCUUACGCCGUUGCUAGCGUUUUUGGGUGUGCUGAGGAAAGGACGAGGAGGGAGGACGCGCCGCAGAGUGUGGCACCCGGAUCGAUUUACGCAAGAGAUACGCAGGUGAAUCCGCUCACCUCAGGCGACCAACGGCGUGACGGGUGAGAACGGCCGAGAGGAUGUGCCGCGGCAAGCUGUGAAGGCCGCUGGUGUGCAUAGAUAGCGCGGCGGGGCUGGGGAGUGUGUUGCAAUGGCGCCCAUGAGGCCCGGGGGCUGGGCUUGUUUAAGUGGGUGGGCUUGCAUGAAGAUGCCAGGCUGAAGAACGUCCGCGAGCCCUCGGCAGGCUUGCAGAUUCUGGGGCCAGAGCAUGCGGCACUCUGCUGACGAGCAAAAGAAACAGCAUGCGGGAGGGGGUUCAUGAAUGGGGGCGCAAGUUGCAGAAGAUGGCGCAACACCUCCCGCAGAAUGGGCGCGCAAAAUGAAGACCCAGCGCCGCGGGGAGUGCGGGCCACACCAGGGGGCGAGGGCCAUUUUUAUGAUGAGGGGCGGCGGCCGGCGUGCGGUGCCCCCGGGGUUGUGAUUGGCGCCCAAUGCCAUUGCGCACACUUGAAAGAAAGGGCAGCGAGCCAGACUUCGCGGCACGCACCUGGGUCGCGCCGCGGGGUGUAGGGUGGGUGUGCCUUGCGUUGUGUGUGGGUCAAUCUGUGCUUGUGUGUUUUGUCGUCGUCAGAGAGUUCAAGCGUGGCCGCCUCGGGAUUAGAGAGGCAGGCGCGCAGGCAGCGACUUUGUGUUGUUCAUCUUGUAACUGUCUCUAGAUGAGAGGCAGCGGGUGUGCCCGUGUGAUUGUCUUCUCUUUCUUGUUUUCCUUCCAUCUUCCGUAGUUCUUCCUCCUUUCAUAUCUAGAAACAAGUGGAUCAGCGGCUUCGCUUAGCGCUAUGGACAUUGCUGCAGUGGAGUGGUUUACUUAUGGCUAUCAGGGGAAUUCGCGGAUGUUCAAAGAGCGACUACAACGACCGAGUAUGAACGUAGUGCAGCAGUAUCAUCGAGCGCUGGCUUUGCCUUACUUACAGCGCGCUCGCAGAAUCGUGCUGGAGGCUACAAGCCGCGUGUUACAGGAACGCAGCGCAAGCACCCUAGCUGCAGCUACACUUGAAGCUGGCGCUGUUGAGGAUGCUUCAGCCGUGCCUUCCAGGCUCGGGAACCAAGGAAAAGGCGGCGCAUCGCCGCCACUCUCUCCAUCCUCCGCAACCACAGCGAUCAACGGAGCCAUCUGCGCUCGACUAAAGCGGCUUGAUCUUUUCUUCUCAAUGGCCGCGAGGUUUCAUUUGCGCAUGUUUAUGGAGAAAAAAUGUUUUUUACUAGUAGUUCUGAAGUUAGAAAGUACAGGUAGAAGUACGUUGUUCAUCAGUAGCGUAAUGGAAGUUGAUAGCAUGUUAUGGGCAUAGUGCGAUGAGUAGAGGGUUAUUAUAACGAGAAGUUUCAAGAGAGAUCAUAAUGAGAAGUUUCAAUAGAGGGUCACAAUAAGAAGGUUCGUAACACUAUACUUCCAUGCUUUCAUCACAUCCAAGCACACGCAGACAGAAGAUUUUGCGAGGCGCCUUGGGUACGUCGUUCACGUUGAUUGCGGUCACAAUGGCGCGCUUGCACCCUGCGAUCAGGAGCACCUUGCCUUGUAUUUUGCGGAUCUCUACGAUAAGAGAGCGUGAACAAGAUGACUGACAUAGACUCAGCUUGUAGAAGAAGACUUCUAUUAUCACAGACUUUCUGGAGCCAUGGCCCCUGCGUGUCGCAAGCCAGAAAUCUCUUAAUCUUAGUCUUAACCGAGUAUUGAAAUUGACAUGUAUGUUGAAAUUAACGUGUUGUUGUUGAAUGAAUACCUUUGUUCCAAGAGCAUGCUCAUUUUGCAUCGUCAUUAUAGAAUCAAUCUAGCCAGGAAAGGCAUGAGCGGACGCUGUGGAAGACAUGGCCAGGAG
Molecule: messenger RNA, 3739 nt
Organism: Amoebophrya sp. A25
Lineage: Eukaryota; Dinophyceae; Syndiniales; Amoebophryaceae
Source: the annotation of a GenBank genome assembly